AGCAUCUUUCAAACUUUGAUACAGAACUUUAUAAUUAUUUCUUUUAAACCAGGUGGGAAUUCUAUAAUAACAACUUCUUUUGGUCCUUCUUUUUAACCUAUUCAUUUUUAAAAGGACAGAUACCAGUUUAAGUAAACUUGCUUAAACAUUUUAAUGUGUGAUGGUACAGCAGUUCUCUGAUAAUUAACUAAAAAAAACGUGGUUUCCAUGGGCCGCCAUCUUCGUUGCCACGACACGUAAGCUAAAGAGAGUUAACCCAGCACAGAAAGUUAAAUCAACACGUAAAAGACGUCAUGGCGCGAAUUUUAUGAAUCGACCAAAAUUUAAUUUUCAACUUGACCUUUUACAACACGGCAAUGGCGGCCUCCGCAUAGAAAAAUCAUCAAGUCACUGUGUUCUACAGUGUAGAUGGUCUUACAUUCCUUUUUGUGUUCGGAAAACUUUCCCGCAUGUGGGGCACGCAUUGUUUUGAGUAGCAGUUGAAGUUUGAGUUGAGACGAUUACGUCUUUUUAUGCUUUUUUUUUUUUUUUUUUUUUUUUAUGAGGCUUGAGUGGUGUGUGCUUCUUCUUCUGUGAGGUUUGUGCUAAAAUACCGAGUUUGACACGCCAUCUUGUUUCAUCCGUAGAAAAAAAGUCUCACAUGAAGACCGUUCAACGUUCAUUGAAAUUGAGUGAAAAUUGUAUACAGAUAUUGAAGCUUUUUUUUUUCCUUCCCACUAGCCUAAAGUUUCCAACUUGAGAAUUAACAGAAAAAAAUAGUCGAUCGGGAAGUCUGAUGUCUGGAAAUCGAUCAACAUUCAUUUUUACGUAGAUAGCUUAGGUGGAGAUGAUUGAAUGACUUGCAUGUCUGCAGUCUCGUUUGCACAUAGUUCGUUUUCGGUUUACCGUGACCUAAAUACACAUAUUAUUAGAGAGAUUUUAACUCCGGCAUGUUAGCAUCGUUGAAAUACAAGAAGAGAAUGUAUGCUUAUAACUCCAAGAUUGUGAUGUCAUUACAGCGUUUACGAUUACUAAACACUUAAAAUUAAGCUGAAAUUAUUUUAACAGUUACGAACACCGGCCUUGUCAUUUUUAUAGUACAAUCACACGGUCUACACCACUCUGAAGCUUUAUAAACAUGAAGCAAAAAUGUUCUGCUUAAACAGGUACUCUAAACUUGGUGAACACCUAGAAGUCUCCUCUUCUGGUGAGCAACAGCCUUCACAUUCACUGCUACAAGAUGCUACCUAACGCCGUGGUAUUUUAUGGACUGAUGGCUCUGUUAUGUAUCGUGGGUAAGUCUCUGUGUUAAAUUUCAUUUAAACAAAGUAUAACAUCCCUUCAUAUUUUUAUGAGCAAAUACCUAAUUCUUUUCAUCAUUAAAGAUACAUACAUGGAGGACUAUGUUAAGGUUAUGGCAAUGAAAAUUAUACUUUUUGUAAAAGAACAUAUGUCUCAUCCAUCUUUAAAUCUAUAUCUUGACUGUAUAAUAUCUUAUCACUGUAGAUACAUGUCUAUGAGUCUAUUCACGUGUUGUUGUCUAAGAGUAUAAAAAAAUCUUUAUCGAUGACACCGCAUGUGAAAAUAUACUAAGUUGAAUUAUUUUUAUUAUUUUUAUUUUUAAAAAAAAUAUAGCAAUUAAAUUUCUUACUUGCCAAAUAUACACGGGAUCAUAUACAUAAAUAUGUAGAGAUCGAAUGACCAUGAAGCAGUGGCAAGAGGCAUAUGAAUACGUGCGUUUCUAUGAAAUUUUGGUGGUUUCAUCAGUAAUAUUUGAUGUAUCUUAUGAUGAAUUCAAUCUCUAAGCAAUAAACCUCGUAGUAGAGUUAAUGUUGUAUUCUACUAGCUGCAUCUCAGCAAAAUCCUCGAAGUCCAGGUUGACGUGAUUGUGUAACAUCUAGCUUCAACUCAGCGAGGUCAUCAAAGCCAGAGUUGACGUGAUGGUGUAACAUCUAGCUUCAACCCAGUGAGGUCAUCAAACUCAGAGUUGAAGUGAUGGUGUAAUAUCUAGCUUCAACUCAGCGAGGUCAUCAAAGUCAGAGUUGACGUCAUGAUGUAACAUCUGGCUUCAACUCAGCGAGGUCAUCAAAGCCAGAGUUGACGUGAUGGUGUAACAUCUAGCUUCAACUAAGCGAGGUCAUCAAAGCCAGAGUUGACGUGAUGGUGUAACAUCUAGCUUCAACUCAACGAGGUCAUCAAAGUCAGAGUUGAGUUGAUGGUGUAACAUCUGGCUUCAACUCAGCGAGGUCAUCAAAGUCAGAGUUGACGUGAUGGUGUAACAUCUGGCUUCAUCUCAGCGAGGUCAUCAAAGCCAGAGUUGACGUGAUGGUGUAACAUCUAACUUCAACCCAGUGAGGUCAUCAAACUCAGAGUUGACGUGAUGGUGUAACAUCUAGCUUCAACUUAGCGAGGUCAUCAAAGUCAGAGUUGACGUCAUGGAAUAACAUCUGGCUUCAACUCAGCGAGGUCAUCAAAGUCAGAGUUGACGUGAUGGUGUAACAUCUAGCUUCAACUCAGCGAGGUAAUCAAAGUCAGAGUUGACGUGAUGGUGUAACAUCUGGCUUCAACUCAGCGAGGUCAUCAAAGUCAGAGUUGACGUGAUGGUGUAACAUCUGGCUUCAUCUCAGCGAGGUCAUCAAAGCCAGAGCUUACGUGAUGGUGUAACAUCUAGCUUCAACUCAGCGAGGUCAUCAAAGCCAGAGUUGACGUGAUGGUGUAACAUCUAGCUUCAACUCAGAGAGGUUAUCAAAGUCAGAGUUGACUUGAUGGUGUAACAUCUAGCUUCAACUCAGAGAGGUCAUCAAAGUCAGAUUUGACUUGAUGGUGUAACAUCUAGCUUCAACUCAGAGAGGUCAUCAAAGCCAGAGUUGACGUGAUGGUGUAACAUCUAGCUUCAACUCAGAGAGGUCAUCAAAGCCAGAGUUGACGUGAUGGUGUAAAAUCUAGCUUAACCUCUGUGAGGUCAUCAAAGCCAGAGUUGACGUGAUGGUGUUACAUCUAGCUUCAACUAAGAGAGGUCAUCAAAGCCAGAGUUGGGGUGAUGGUGUAUCUUCAAGCUUUACCUCAAAGGACUCUUUCAAGUCCAAGUUGACAAGAUGGUGUAUGUUUCUAGCUAAAUAUUCUGGAUCUUGGCAAUAUCUGAUAGUGUAAGGUCGAUGCUAUUAAAAACAGUUGAUAAGAGAAUUUUUUUUUUUUUAAAUGUAAGCUAAAAUGAAGAAACCUAUCUUCAGGUUUCAUUAAAUUUAAAAAAGAAAAAUCUAUAGUGAACCUUGAGUAGGUAAAGGAACAAAUCCGAAAAUAAGGAGAGUUACUUGCAAACUUACCAAAGUACACUUAACUCUUUUUUAGUAAAUAUGUUGCAUUGUUGUGUUUUUUUUUUUAAAUAUCAGAAGUAGAAAGUGUUAACCCGACAAAAGAUUUCCAGGCAAUACUUAUUGGUAGAAAGGCUUCAAUUUUGUGGAGGAAGAUAGAAAAUAUUAGCCCUUGUAUUAUACCUUGAGAAUUGCCUUCUACUUGAUAUAAUAAGUUUCGGGCAUACAUUAUUUUGAUUAGGUCAUAAAAUAUUCCAGAUUUGAUUGAUUGUGUAUUUUAAUUAUGCGUCUUGUCUCUCCUUGAAUCUUAAUGCAAGGACUUACAGUUUACAGUCUGCAUUUAUAAGUUGAAAUAAAUUUUUACAGGCGUGGACUUUCCCUUCGCAUCCCUUUUUUUUUACAAUCCUAAACUCCAAGCUCGUUACCGAUAUGAAAUAUGACGUCAAAUAACUAUUCGAGGAGCUCCACAUUGCGUUCUGGCAACCAUUGAAUCUUCGACAGUUUGAAAUAAUGGUUUUACAAACGGUUCAUUAAAUCUUAGAUUGACAUGUGUCUUCUAUUUUUGUCUUGAUCAAUCUAUUUAUUUAGGUGUCAACACUGAUACAGAGGGCCCGAAGAUUGUUGAAAACUGUCAGGAGAGAACUGGCGCGUGCAGGAAAAUUGCAACAAAGGAUGAUGAGAUUGUGUAAGAGAAACGUAUUUUUGCUAUGAGCUUUCGCCCACGUUAUCAAGCAUCUAUCUCAAGAACUUAAGUAUUCUGUUCUUUAAUAGAUGAGUUGUGUGAAUGACGUAGGAAGGCGGAGACGAUAGAUGAAACAGUAUCCACCCAUAAAGGGAAUGUCUUCUUUGUGUUUGUUGCCCUAGUUUAGGACCAUUGCAGAGCUUUCGGGGGAGAGCAUCCUAUCCACAAGCUAAGAAAAUGCAUCCUUUUUUAAAACAUCUCAAUAAAUGUAAUACUACUGAGCGAGUGCGCCAUUCUUUUUGUAUGAGAAUAUCUGCCAACCCAACUCAAAACAAAUAAUCAAUAAAUUGUUUGUUGUAUUUUUUUUCAGAGAGAAAGAAAAGGAAAUAGUUUCCUGCUUCAUGGCCUAUGUAUGCAAGGGUGAGGAAGAUGAACAUAGGGUGAAAGCUUUGAUGGAAUAUGGAGGAAAGGUUGCAGGUAAUUGCAUUUAUUAUUUUAAUUGUGCUUUACAAAUUUAAUUAGAGGAGUGGUUCUUAACCUUUUUGGAGGUACCAAACCCCACCACUUUCAUAUGCGCAUUCACCAAACCCUUCUUAAUGGGAAAAAAUUAUUUUUUUUUUCUUAUUUUAUUUUUUGCCCUCCGCCGAACCCCUCAGACUCACUCGCCGAACCCCUGGGGUUCGAUCGAACCCAGGUUAAGAACCACUGAAUUAGAAGUAGGACCUUUGACAUUGCUUCUGGCUCUACUUUAACGUUUGCGCCAUUUUCAUUACUUUAAGCUUCUAGCUCAUCAGUCGGUGUUCGUCACCAGGAGAAGAUGCCUGGGCUUCCGGUCUCCUUAAAUAGUGUGCGAGAAUUGUAUGAUGAUAACCAGGUAGUGCAACGAUGGCAUGGCUAAUGGCUCUGCUUUCUCUGUACUUUUGAAACACCGUAUAAAUGAGCAAGUGAGAGAGAGAGAGAGAGAGAGGGAAAGAGAGAGAGAGAGAGAGAGAGAGAGAGAGAGAGAGAGAGGGGGGGAGAGAGAGAGAGAAAUUGAGUAUAGAAGAAUUGAGCGUGACAUUGCGUGGUUGGUGUCUUAUCACACGAACUUUUCGUGCGUUAAACUUCACCGACUAUCUGUACUUUUGAGACACAGUAUAAAAGAGAAAGAGAGAGAGAGAGAGAGAGAGAGAGAGAGAGAGAGAGAGAGAGAGAGAGAGAGAGAGAGAGAGAGAGAGGGGGGAAGAGAGAGAGAGAAAUUGAGUAUAGACGAAUUGAACGUGACAUUGCCUGGUUGCUGUCUUAUCACACGAACUUUUCGUGCGUUAAACUUCACCGACUUCAUUGACAAAGGGGGGACGUUCAAGCCUGGUUCCUUUUGAUCAACUUCAGAAAAGGAUUCUCACGCUUUUGGUAUCGGUAAUCGUUUUUGAUAGUAAGAAUUAUUUUGUGUCACCCGAAUCGAAGCAGAGCUAAAUGGGGUUCGGUUUCUAAAAGUAUUUACACAUUUUAUUUAACUGUGGUGUUAAUGUUUUUUCAUAUUGACAAAUAAACUAUAUUGUCCACAUAACAAUAGUUCAGAUUAACACAAUUAAAUAAUUUCGAUGCAUUAAAUUUCGAGCUAAUUUUUUUUUUUUUAAUCCUUAUGUGAUUAAAGCUAAGCUGACAAAGAUAAACAUGAAAUUGAUUAAAAAUGUGUUUCAGAUUCGAAAUUGGGCCCAUUCAUUCCCGAAACAGGGAAUAUGGGCGAGUUUGGCCCACAUCCCGGCGUCACCGACAAGCCCACCAACAUGGCAGUGAUCAUCAGCGUUUCCUACAAAACAUUGGUCGCCAGCGCUGUCACAAUGUUCCUCUUGGCUUAGAUCUGAAAGAACAAGGAACACGUGAAAAAAGCAAUUAUUGUACUCAAAGGUUAAUCUGUUAUUUCAACUUAUGAGAGAGCAGUAAAAUUGUAUAGCCAUCUGAGGAAACAGUGAGAUAACCUUUGGAAGAGUUUCAAGAACGCUGUUGAAUAAUAGCAAAAUAGUUGAAUAAGAACAAAAUUUAAUAU
Messenger RNA from Lymnaea stagnalis (great pond snail), 6001 nucleotides. NCBI's taxonomy places the organism in Eukaryota, Metazoa, Mollusca, Gastropoda, Lymnaeidae. The record is from the annotation of a GenBank genome assembly.